Messenger RNA from Linum trigynum, 3175 nucleotides. NCBI's taxonomy places the organism in Eukaryota, Viridiplantae, Streptophyta, Magnoliopsida, Malpighiales, Linaceae. The record is from the annotation of a GenBank genome assembly.
ACAGCCCAUAAAUUAUUCGUGCUCGUGCCGGAAUGACUCAUUUAUUUCGUGCCCGUGCUCUAACCAUGCCGUGCCGUGCUAACCUGUAGACGGCCCGGCCCGGUGCCACGUACCGGUGCCACGUACAGUCUCAACCCCUAAACGUGAUACAAUGGUCUCAGGCCUCGGCCCAAAUGUGUCACGCUGAGCACAGAAUAAGUAGGCCCAAAAAGUCUUGACUUUGAGCGACGGACCAGAACCGCCGACACAAAAAAAAAAAAAAAAACCUGUAUCGAUACAGGCCAUCAAGAACGCAUUCGAGAUUACGUGCUGACCUGGCAACUGCCACCGGAUGCCAUCCUCCGUCCCUUCUUCCUCACUGUCGUUCUCCUCCUCCUUCUCCUCCUUCCGAUCCCAAUAAUCUCAACAACGCGUCAUUUCUCCCACCCUCCCGCGGCUGCUUUUCCUCCUUACCACCGCCGCCCUUUGUAGCCGUCGCGCCCGGGCCACUGUCAUUUCCGUUUCCCGCUCACUCUCCGAUUCAAUAUCCUCCCUCCACUCUCAGAUCCCGAUUUCCCCUCCUACCCCUCUACGCCGACUCCGAUUCAGGUACAUUCAUCACCUGGUUGCUGUGAUCCGCCCUGAUUAGGUGAUGACGUAAAAAGAGUGUUGAAUCUUUCCUCUCAUUGGCAAUUCCGAGGGGGGCUGUCAAUUUGAUUUCGAGUUUGCCUGGUUAGGCUAGAACCCGCAAAUUGGAAUGUGGUGGGAAUUGGUUUAGAAUUGUGUGGUUAUGUUCUGAUCGGCCGGAGUCUGAAUGGAAGGACGGUGGGAAUGGAUGUGGAUUUCGGGAAUUUAGUGGAUCUGCUCAGUGAUUGUAUGGCUAGUGAAGAUUUCCCCCCCGCCCGAAAUGGACGAUCCAAGUCCAAUGAGCUGUUUCUUGCAUUGUUUAAUAGUCUCUGAAUUUGGUUUUUGAUGGAUGGUUAUCAUCCGUAGUGUUCGGAAUUGAUCUUUUGAGAUAGGUUGUCGCGUAUAUGGUCUGGGAACAACGGUUUCGAUGUUGUUUCUGCAAAAUUGAAUGAAUUUAUUGAUCCUGGUGGUUUGCUUAUAUGAAAGUAUCUUUUGCUUCCUCGAGGUUUUGGUCUGUAUGGUCUUUAAAUCCUGAUGCUUUUUCACUUGGGUCUUCUCGGGUGGAUCUUUGAGAAACAAUGGCAGCAAAAGAUUGCUGAUUUGCUUGAGAUGCUAAUCUGCAUCUGACCACUUACUAUUAAAGUUUUAUGUGUGCUUGAAGUUACUCAUGGUUUCGGGCGCUGUUUGAUUUUAUGUUGCCCAGAAACUCUGCUAUGGGAACUGAGGAGAUUAAGGGUGUAGAUGUGGGUGAUUGGUUUACACAACUGGAAUAUGAACAAUGGGUGGCAAUUCCUGUUUUUGGCACAAGACCAUCGGCUCGCUACAAGCAUGCCGCUGCCAUUGCUGAUGAUAAGUUAUAUAUAUUUGGUGGAAGCCGUAAUGGUCGGUACCUAUCUGAUAUACAGGUUUUUGAUUUCGGAAGCUUGGCUUGGUCUAGCAUUAAACUGAACAUUGAAUUGAAUGGUCAUAAAGUUGAGGAAAUGGGAUCACAGGAAGCUCUUCCUGCCACGUCAGACCACAGCAUGGUCAAGUGGGGAAACAAACUGCUGCUACUCAGUGGGCACUCCAAAAACUCUUCUAGUAGCAUGAUAGUGCACUUUAUUGAUCUACAAACACAACAAGUUGGCAUCCUUGAGACCUCAGGAGAUUCUCCUUCUGCUCGAGGGGGAUAUUCUGCUACAAUUGUUGGUUCUAGACUGGUGAUUUUUGGUGGAGAAGAUCGAAGUAGGAAGCUGCUGAAUGACAUUCACACCCUUAAUCUUGAAACCAUGAUGUGGGAACUGGUGGAAUCAAUGCAGACACCUCCAGCUCCGCGAUUUGACCACACAGCAGCAGUACAUGCAGGGCGCUACCUUUUGGUAUUUGGUGGUUGUUCUCAUUCGAUCUUCUUCAAUGAUCUUCAUGUGCUUGACCUACAGACGAUGGAGUGGAGCCAACCAGAGAUUCAAGGUGAUUUGGUGACUCCUAGGGCUGGUCAUGCUGGUGUAAGCAUUGAUGAGCACUGGUAUAUCGUUGGGGGAGGAGAUAAUAAAAAUGGUUCUGUAGAGACCCUUGCAUUGAACAUGCCCAAGCUUGCAUGGUCAACAUUGACCAGCGUAAAGGAAAGACAUCCACUUGCCAGUGAGGGGCUAAGUGUUUGCUCUGCAUUGAUCAAUGGGGAGAAGUACUUGGCUUCUUUUGGUGGCUAUAAUGGGAAAUAUACUAAUGAGGUCUUUGUUAUGCGACUGAAACCCAGAGACACGUUACGACCCAAGAUUUAUCAGUCACCAGCAGCUGCAGCAGCAGCUGCUUCUGUUACAGCUGCAUAUGCCUUGGCCAAAUCUGAGAAGCUGGAUGCUUCCCGCAUAGAAGCAAACUCGAGAGAACAAGGUAAAAAGAAACCUUCUCAGGAAGACCUCGUUAUUGAAAUCGAUGCAAUAAAGGAAGACAAAAAGACACUGGAAGUGUCACUAGCAGAUGCCAGGGCUGAGAAUUCUGGACUCAGAGAAAAGAUCGAUGAAGUUAACAGUACUCAUGCUGAUUUAUCGAAGGAACUCCAUUCUGUGCAGGGUCAGUUGGUGACCGAGAGAUCGAGAUGCUUUAAACUCGAGGCACAAAUUGCUGAGCUGCAGAAGGCACUUGAAUCAUUGGAGUCGAUAGAAAACGAAGUCCAACUACUCCGGAGACAGAAAUCUGUUCUGGAGCAGGAGAUUGAGAUGAAUGAUGCCGCUCAAAAGCAGGGUUCUGGGGUCUGGCGUUGGAUAGCUGGGUGAAAAAUCAUCACAACCCUAUUGCAGCAGGCAAGGCAUCAACCUUUUGGUUCAUACCAUUUUUGUGAAGAUCCUGUUCGCUGCCAUCAGCCGAACUGGAUCACCGAGGAUCUGAAGCUGCCAAACAUUUGCGACAUUUACUUUCUCUUGAAGAAACUGUGGUUUCGGAAUUCAUGAACACAAUUGAAGUUCACCUCUUGUAUGAACUCCGAAGAUCCACAAUAGUACCUGCUGUGACGAAUUGGUCUUUUGCUGUUAGAAGCUUAAAUUAUUGGUUUCUGUGCUCUCCUCAUCGUCCGAAAUGAAGAAUUGUAUCAUAU